Didymosphaeria variabile is the source of this 672-nucleotide messenger RNA. RefSeq lists its product as uncharacterized. The record is from RefSeq and is a predicted model, not a curated record. The transcript is spliced from 2 exons. Lineage: Eukaryota; Fungi; Ascomycota; Dothideomycetes; Pleosporales; Didymosphaeriaceae. Bases 1 to 672 code for a protein of 223 amino acids. Gene Ontology annotation, molecular function: protein binding.
AUGACGACGCAGAUUGGUGAUGAGCCUCUUGAGAAGUAUGGAGAGAUCGUCAAGAUCCACGUCGGAAAGGACAGCGACAAACAAACCUUCUUCGUGCAUCCCUAUCUCAUCACUCAACGAUCGGUCUUCUUCAAGAAUGCACUCGCGGGCGUUUGGAAGGAAGCUCAAGAUCGUGCUGUUCAUCUACCGGAAGAUGACCCUUCGACAUUCUUCCAAUACCUGGACUACCUCUACACUGGCAAGAUGUCGGUCAAGUCUAGCGACUCGGAUAAAUCUAAUGACCAUGACGCCGCAAUGGACGAACAAUUGAUGGCCUGUUGUAUCUAUGUGUUUGCCGAGAAAAUUCAGGAUAUCCGUUGCGGGAACGAAGCCAUCAAGGUCAUGAACGCAGCGGUGAGAGAAAAACGAGUAGGAAAGUUUUGGUACCUACCCAAUUCGUCAUGUCUCGAAUUGAUCUACAAUGGAACAAUGCCGAACUCGCCUAUGCGGAGGUUGGUCGUGGACUUUUACGCCUAUCACGCUGGAAAGCCAAAGGGUUGCGAAACACUUUAUGAGCUUGCCCCGAAAGGAUUUCUAGUCGAACUUGCCCUUGCCUUCUCGGACGUUCGCUCGGAUGUCAUGAAGAAAAGUCCUUAUAGAAACAUCGAUGAGUACAUGGAGAAGGAAGACUAA